AUGCGGAAGGACAUAAAGGGAUAUUUGGUGCAGGUUUUGUCGGAGAGCGUGAGUCUCCGAAUCUCAGGGAAUAUAAGGGGACUGCGAUGGUUGGAGCGGCAUUUGCGCCAAGGACGUGAAGUCUCUGGGGCUGAACAACUGAAGACCGCACAGAAGUUACCUUGGAGAUGUCCCCUUUCAUUGUGCCUCGAGACACACUGUGUCGCCCUGAACACGCAUGGAAAGUUACUGUGUUUUGAGUGGUUUAUCGGAACACGAGACGGACACACAGGUCCAAAAACGUUUGAGAACAACGUAUCACAAGACGCCACCACCAGCAUCAUCUAUACGUGCCUGGUACAAGCGGUAGAAAUGGCUGGUAACAGGAGUCUACAGUCAAGUGUUAAACUCCCGUCUACGCCCCGGUCUCGGGCAGCUGAUCUCCCUCUGGGAUGUGUUUCUUGUGUGUACCGUGCCUGCUACAAGACCAGCGCAUAA
This is a messenger RNA of Zootermopsis nevadensis, 477 nucleotides long. The record is from RefSeq and is a predicted model, not a curated record. NCBI's taxonomy places the organism in Eukaryota, Metazoa, Arthropoda, Insecta, Blattodea, Termopsidae.